Penaeus chinensis is the source of this 15155-nucleotide messenger RNA. RefSeq names its product ankyrin-2-like. Gene Ontology annotation, molecular function: protein binding. Gene Ontology annotation, biological process: signal transduction. NCBI's taxonomy places the organism in Eukaryota, Metazoa, Arthropoda, Malacostraca, Decapoda, Penaeidae. The record is from RefSeq and is a predicted model, not a curated record. The coding region runs from base 300 to 13790 and encodes 4496 amino acids. The transcript is spliced from 20 exons.
CUAUCUGCAGCCCUGUUAUUAUCGAGGUGCCACACUUUGCCUCCCUGCGUGGCAAGGAGCGUGAGAUUGUGAUCCUUCGCUCAGACAAUGGAGAGACCUGGCGUGAACAUACACUGGAGGCCACUGAGGAAGCUGUGCAGGAGGUCUUGAACGAGAGCUUCGAUGGUGAAGAGUUGAAGCAACUAGAGGACCUCAACACCAACCGCAUCACACGCAUCCUCACAACUGACUUCCCACAGUACUUCGCUAUUGUUACACGCAUCCGACAAGAGGUCCAUGCCAUCGGACCUGAGGGAGGAAUGGUGUCAUCAACAGUUGUACCACAGGUCCAGGCAGUGUUCCCCCAGGGAGCCCUCACCAAGAAGAUCAAAGUGGGACUCCAGGCUCAGCCAAUUCCAACCGACUUGGUGGCUAAGCUUCUGGGCAACCGCGUUGCUGUGUCUCCGAUUGUCACGGUGGAACCACGUAGACGCAAGUUCCACAAGCCCAUCACCCUGACCAUCCCAGUCCCACAAGCUUCCAGUAAGGGCAUGAUCAAUCAGUACUCAGGCGAGGCACCCACCCUACGUCUUCUCUGCUCCAUCACUGGCGGAACAACCCGCGCUCAGUGGGAGGACGUGACGGGCUCAACACCUCUCACUUUUGUCAACGAUUGCGUCAGCUUCACCACCACUGUCUCCGCCCGCUUUUGGCUCAUGGAUUGUAGUAACAUACCUGAGGCUACCAAAAUGGCCACUGAGCUAUAUAGGGAGGCCAUCCAUGUACCAUUUAUGGCUAAGUUUGUAGUCUUCAGCAAGAGACAUCAGCUGGAGGAGGCAAGAGUGCGGGUGUUCUGUAUGACGGAUGACCGAGAGGACAAGACCCUAGAGCAGCAGGAGCUCUUUGUUGAGGUUGCUAAAUCACGAGAUGUUGAAGUGUUGGAGGGUAAGCCUCAGUACCUUGAAUUUGCUGGCAACUUAGUUCCAGUCACUAAAUCAGGGGACCAGCUUGCAUUCAACUUCUAUGCCUUCCGUGAAAACCGCCUUCCAUUUACCGUACGUGUGAAGGAUCAACAUGCAGAUCCCAUUGGAAGGGUGGCCUUCAUGCGACAGCCCAAGGUUGGGCGUGGUGACCCCCCUCAGACCCCCAUCUGUAACCUGAACAUUGCCCUGCCUGACAACAUCCAGCCUGAGCCUGCGCCCUCAGAACCUGACCUCCUCGCCCUGGAGAAGAAAUACUCCUUCCUCUCCAUUAGCAAAGCUGACACCAUCCACAAAGCUGACCUACGUCUCACAGACAUCUCUAACAUGCUUGGAACUGACUGGGUUGGCCUAGCCCGGGAAUUGGAGAUUAGUGACUCUGAUAUUAACAUCAUCAAAUCUCAGUACCCAGAUAAUGCCCCAAAACAAGCUAUUGUCAUGCUCAGACUUUGGAUGCAGACAUCGGGGAAUAAGGCAAAUGGUAACACUCUUGAGAAGGGACUGCGUAAGAUUGGCCGUGAUGACAUUGUGAACCAGUGUAUAUUUAACGUUGAACUGGUCACUGAUGACAUUGAAAGAGCAAUGGCCAAGGCUCAUCUAGACCAGUCUGGCUUCGAUGCUUUCCGCUAUGAGCUAGGACCAUCAAGAGACACCACACUCAAUCGAGAUGUCUCCCUUGAUGUUUCAUAUGAUGAGCAAGAUAUGAUGAAAGAAGCGGAAAGUGCUGAAGAAGAGGAAGAAAACCAAAGAAGUUACCAGGACAAGACUCGUCGAGAGCAGCACACAGCCGACAUGUCCCCAACCUACGAGAGUGAGGAGAAGAAAUAUGCUGGGGAAGAGAAGAUUGUCACUGAGGAAAAGAUAACAAAGGAGGAAAUGAAAGAUGGUUCUGCUGUUACUGUAACAACCACUACUACUUCUGUGGUUGCAGAGCCUGUCACUGAGUCCAAGAAGGAAGCUAAGGAUGAGACAAUAAUCACUGAAAAAGUGGUUCAGGAAGACCAGAAGGCUCCUCCAGCAAAGGAGACAGAAAAAGUGGAAGAUAAAGUGCCUAAACCUGAAAAGAAGGAAGAAAAGCCAAUUGUCUUGGACAAGGCAGAAGAGAAGGUAGUGGAAAAGGUUGAGGAAGUAGUGGUGGAGCAGAAAGUGGAGGAGAAGCCUGUAGUUAAGGUUGUAGAAAAGUCUGCUGAAGUUGGUGAGAAGGCUAAGGAUGCAUCAGAAAAGUUAGAGGAGAAGGCCCCAGAAGUCCCCCCUGCCUCACUGGAUGAGGCUCAGAAGGCUGAGACAACGACCGCGACAGAAGUCAUCACGGGCCCAGAUGGUACUACCACUUCCUCCACUACGACCACAACUGAAAGAAGAUCGUUCACCACUGGAGAUGAUGGCACUGUUAAAGAACAUAUUGUUAUUGAGAAGAAAACCACUUCCUUUGUUGAUGGAAUGGAGAAGGGUGAAGACAAGUCAGAGAUCCUUCUAAAACUUGGAGAGGAGCUAGGCAGACUGGAUGAGCAGUUGGAGGAGAGAUUCAAGGAGAAGAGAAAAGCAGUUGAACCUGAAGUGGCACAAGAAGAGGUGAGAGAGACUACAGUUGUGGCAAAGCGUCGUGAGGGUCAGGCCGAACCCACCUCACAGGUUGUGGUGGAACAUAGCCACCAGCCAACCACUCUCUCUGCCACCAUCACCAGUACUACCACAACUACAAGCAUCACUCCCACCCCAGAUGGGUUCACUCAGGCGUCUGUCGAGUCUAGGCAGAUGUCCUCUACAGGAGGCACCACUGAAGUGAGCACGAAGGGCACAGACAUCACUACUACACAACCUGUGAUUGGUGAUGAAACUGUGAUGCAGAUGGGACAAGCCUUAAUCCAGCAGAGGACGUCCCGGCCCGACAGCAGAAGGGCAGCCCAGGAUGUGCUUCAGUGGGACACACCUCUAGAAGACAGUGCUUACAAGAAACGACUGGAAGACGGUAAAGAGCAGGUGCUCUCCGAUGACUCCACAAAGGCUGGGCAUACAGAGGAACGUGGAUGUAGUCCAAUAACUGUGCUGGAGGCACGACCUGAAGGGGACCAUGUGGCAACAAGGCCUCGAUCAAGGGCUGGCUCCCACACCAUUACCACCACUACAAGCUGGGGAGCACCAGUAACCACCACAACCAGCAUAGAAGUUGAUGAUGAUCAAUCUGCUCGCUGUCUACAAUUGACUCUACACUCAGAGAGUCGUGUUACAUUACAUGCUCCUGGUGGUGUUUGGGAGGGGUUACGUGGUGUUGAACAGCAGCCGGAACACCAAGAUAAAGAGCAGCAGCCACAUGAAGACAAACAUGUGGGAGACAAUGAUGUUCCAGCAGAGGCAUCACCUGAUGCAGGGCCUGUACAUAAGAGUGAAGGAGAGACAUUAACAGAACAGGAUUUCUAUGGCAAUAUCCACCAAGCUAAAGAUGCUCAUGAAUUAGAAAGCAAAGUACAAAUAAAGAAAUCUGAAUUUAGUCUUAGUCAAGGAGCAGAUGCUAUAGUAUCAAGCUCAGUAGAAGUUAAUAGCACUGAAGCACCAACCUAUGAUCUUAUAGCAAAGGAAAAAAUAACAGAAGAUAUUGUUUUAGAUAGCAGUAAGAUAAAUGAAGAUAUCCAGCUUCCAUCCAGUACAGGUGCUCCUGAUGUCCAAGUAGAUUUAAGUAUGGAUGAAGUUCAAAUGCCAAUACUAAGCAGUAUAAAAGACAGUAUACCUGAAGGUUCAGUUCCAGAGACUGGAAGUGUACCUUCAUCUAGCAAAAUUAGUGUAUCAGCUGAAGAGAUUGAUAUUGCACAUGAAGAUAAUGCCUUAUCAGCAGAAUCAGUCAGCUCUGAUAAGGAAUUAGGAGAUUCAGCUACAGUAGAAAUUGCAAACAAAGUAAUGGCUGAGUCAGCACAAGAUGUUUUAGAGAUUGCCUCUCAGCCAUUAUCAGAUGAAGAUUUAGAAAGUGUCUCACCUUCAUAUGAUAUUAAAGAAACAGAAUGUGCAAUCCCUGUAGUAUCAGGUGAUGACUCUGCCUCUCUAGUAAGUGAAGCCACAGCACCAUCAGCACACCGUCCAACGACUUUGAUGAUAACUUCGAAUUCAAACGAAUCAACUGACGAUGCAGAAUGCACGGCGAACGACCUUACCAAGCUUGGUAGGGAAGACGAUAUCCCAAAGGAACUGAAGGAAGAAACAAGUGUAACUGAAGUGGAACACUUAGAAGAAUUAGGGAUGGGAGAGCUGGCAGUAAGUGAACGGCCUCCUGGAAGUGAGAGUGGCGCUGUGCCUAGGCCAGAGCGUCCUGCACGACCAGCACCUCGAACAACAACCUUGGUUAAGGUUAAAGUUGAGAAGAGGCCUAUUACUAGCCACCUUUUAGUACGGGAACGAUCCGUCCAUGAACACCAGCCAACAGUCCAUGUACCUUCAGUUGAAGAAGAAGUGCGUGGACUUAUGCAAGAAGUAAAAGAAGCAACUAGUCAAAUUAAGCAAGAAGUGAAGGAACUGCGGCAGGCAGACACACCUACUCCUGAUACCCCAACACCUCUAAGGGAAUUCAAAGAAUUCCUAAAUAGGGAAGAAGAACAGGAGCUGGAACGCUUGCCAACAAUCAAGGAGAUGUGUCGUGAAAGUGAGGAAGAUGCAUCUGGUACAGUAGGAGGGACCCAUGAGGCAACCCAGAUUGCUGAGCAUCAAACGACCACUGUCUCACAGGAACAAGCCUCCUCCGGACUCCCCACUCCGGGCACCAAGGCAGGCUCAGACGGUGUCCUUCAUGGUGGUUGUCCUGAAGCACAAGGCAUGGACUGGGAGGGGAAAAGUGUAGACAGCAUGUAUACUGAAACUGUGGUGCAGGCUAGAAUCUCCAUGCUCCCUGCGGUGGACACCAGCGAGGGUGUCGCCCCUACCUCCUCUCCUACCACUACCCUUCCCUGCGCCAGUCCUCAACCCUCAACUUCCCCUCACACGGACUUGACCUUCCAAACCUACGACCUGACACAACGGCCUCCCUAUUCCCACCUAAACCUGGAACCUUCCCAUCUGCAUGAAUCUCAUCUUGUCGAACCUCAAAGUUUCGACAUAUCUCCAUCUUCUGUCACUAAAUUAUCUGAUCCUCUCUUCUUAGAAAAAGGCUUUACAAGUGCUACUGAAGGUCUUUCCAAACUUGUAACUUCUCCCUCAGCUGCUUCUUUACAGUCUGAAAGUGCUGCUCCAUAUACUGGGACUGAUGACAUGGCAGCUGCCAGUGUCACUUAUAAUACAAGUAGUGCUGUGUUGUCUAUAGGUCCAGUCUCGCCCACUGAAGACUCCAGUGAGGAUCAUGCAGAGAUUGAUCGCACAAGUACUGAACUUUCUCCAGACAGUGUAAGGUUUGAGCAAGAUAUGUUAGAGACAAGGACCGAGGAUGAGGCCCCAGAUUUAGAUGAUGAUAUGAUGGCAGGGUCACCUGUGUUGGGGCCAGAGUUAAGUGAAAGAGUAUUUUCUGUGGAAGCCACAGAAGAUACAGACAUCACAACACCUAUGGAAAUGCGUGACUCUCACACUGAGCGUGAUGCUACUGCUUCAAACUUGGAAUCCGUUGAUGAUAAAGAAGGCACUGAGGGAAAGUCAGACCUUAAAGACCAGUGCUGGGAUACUGAAGAUAAUAUCACAUGUUUAGCCCAAGAAACAGCUGAAAUUCAUAGUAGAGUAAUAAAACUCCAAGAAAAGGUUCAGGCUCAAGAAGUUGACCUAACCACAGCAAAAUCAGAGGCCGAAUUAAUACUCAAUACAGUAGCAGACAUAAGAGAGGCUGUUAGUAAUGGGAAAGGUGAAUCAGAUGCACAGAAGAGCCAAAUGGCACAAGAUAUACUUGACAGUAUAUCAUCUAUAUCAGAUACUGUUGCUAAAAUAAUACAGAACCUCAAUCCAUCAGAUGUAGAAACUUCAUCUUUCUUAAUGAAGGGAAAAACUGGAGUGACAAAGACUGAAUCCACUGUAAUAGAAGCCAGUUCACCUGAAGAAGGCAGCCCUUCUGACUCGAAUGUACGCGAUCAAACCUUUUCUGAUCUCUUGGAUUCAGAUGACAUCAAUCGCGAAAGCCUAGAGGAUGAGUUUGAAAAGUUGGCUGCUGAGAUGAGCCUCUCUCCAAAGGCAGAAGAGGCACUAGUACAUAAACCAGAAUCCACCAUGACAACUGUUCCUUCUGAUGCCAUAACUUACCCUGUCUCUUCUUCUAUUAUUUAUCCCUCCAAAACUCCUGAUGCCUUACAGGCCACACAACGGGAACCAGAUGUGGGAGUGGUGUUUACAGAGCGUAAAGAGUAUGGGGGCGGGGUGAAGCCAUCUGCAGAGACGACAGGCGGACACUCGCACAUAUCACCUUCACCUGUUCCUCAUCCUUCCCAAUCCUCAUCCCUUACCACAGACCAAAAGAAAGCCCCAAGCACUAAACCAGUAUCUCAGGAGGAGGGGCAGCGACCCCCUGAUGAUAGUACUACUCCAAGUCGACCAACAAGACGGCAUGAACGAACAUUUUCUCAAGCAAGUAAUAUAUAUACUGGAGCCAUUCCAACUGAGACUAAACAAGAGGGAAAGAAAGCAGAUAAAGAAACUAUUCCAGAAGAAGUAGAUGGUGUUAGUGAAACCAUCAAACCAUAUUCAGAAAGAAAACAAUUUUGGGAGAGUGUUACAGGCCAAUCAUUUGAAGCCAAAGGCACUCAGUUGAUCAAGACAGAAACUGAAAGUGACACUGACACAACAGGUACAGAUGGCACAGUAGUGGAGCAACGGAUUCCAGAUAAGAAACCAUCUGUAGGAGAAAGUUCUGAUUCGGAAGCCGAAUAUUUAGCUCACAGGGAGAAGCCAGCUUUUUAUGAAAAUCAAGCAUUCAUAGGCACAGAGAAGAUUGAUGUUCCCAAGGAGGGUGAUAGAGAUGGAGCUGUAAGUCCAUUUGAAGUUCGCCGUAGGGUAGAAAGUCAAGACUUGCCCUCACCUGAAGAUAUAGCAUUUAAAGAUGUGUCUUCCAAGAGAGCACUCUUUGAAAAGGAAAUCAAAAGACAGUCCAUGGAGAUUGAGGAAAGUCAGUCAUGGAAACGAUCAUCAAAAGAGUAUGACGAGACAGUCGUCAUUUCUGAGGAGUCAGCAUCCAGCACACUUCAGAAGAAAGAAGAGAGGAAACAAACAUUGGAGGAAACAGUAGAGAGUGAUAAGGAUCUCUCUAAAAUGAAGAAAGAAACCAGAGAGGAUAUUGUAUCAAAAACAGAUUUUGAGAAAGUCGAAAGUGAGCAGAAGAAGGAUAAAGUUAGCAAGAAAGAUGAUGUAUCAGAAAUUACAGAAUCCUCAAAAUUACUCAAAGAAAAAAUGCAAGUAAAGGAGAAAAAAUCACUAUCUGAAGUUAGUAUUGGUGAUAGCAAGGUAGUAACUCAGACUGACUUGUUAUCAGAAAAGAAAGAGAAAGAAAGCACAGAGAAAGCAGGAAAAGUAAGCAUGGUUGACAAGAAGGUGAUAUCCCAAACAGAUAUUUCUAAAGAAAAAAUAGAGAAAGAAGUUUUAGAGAAAGCAGAGGAAGUAAUCCAUGAGAGUAGAGAGAAUGAAGGUGGAAUUUUAUCAAGAACAGUUUCCAAAUCAGAAGAGAAAGCAGAAAGCUUAUCAGAAGCCAGAGAAACAAUCCAGACAAGAUCCACAGAAGAUCAGGAUACAUCUCGAGAUGAGAUCACUGAAGAAGAUAUGACAAGAACUGAGGAAACAUCAGAAGAAGAGGCAGACGAAUUGAUGACGAAAGAAAAAGUAACUGUAAAUGUAACAGAGGAGACUCGACAACUCGGAGACACUCAUGAGACUGUAGUACGAGAGACAACCACCACACGAGAUGGUGAGCAGGAACAAAGAAUCAUCAAAGAGACCAAAACCCAGCAGACUGUGAUGGCUGAUGGGUCCACAGUCAAGACCACUUCAAUUACCACCUUCACAACACAACUGGAUACAAAAGAGACUGACGAGUUUACAAAGGAGAUGACUGAUGAAACAUCUGCAUCCGUACCUGAAGAGAAGGAUGUAUAUAAAACUAUGACAGCAAAAGAGAAAUCUGAAGCCUUUGUAGAACAACGCAUGAAGUCGGACAUUUUUUCUCAAGAGCUUUCUUCCUCAGCAGAGGAUCAGAGCCCUGAACACAAGGUUAUUACUCCCAAGGAAACUGGAGCUCCAGUCUCUUUACAAGCAAAAACUGAUGAACAUCCACUUACUAGUCCAAUUAGAGUACCAGAGGAGAGUGUCCAGGAAAUUGUAUGGGAAGUAUCUCAGGAGAGGUCAGAAACAGUUUUAUCUGAGACUGUAGAAGACAUUCCAUCACAUCAACCCAUUGAAUCUCACCAGGUGAAGGAAAUUCCACGAGAGGAACAGAAAAAGCCAACAAAACCACGAAGGAAAUCAUCUGGCUCUACUGAAGGUAGAUUGAGUGAAGAAGAGGCACGAAAACUUGCCAUAGAAAUUGUUGAAGAAGUGAAAAUGGAAGCUGUUAAAAGAUCACCCAUUGCACCGCCAGCAGAAGAGUUUGGAGAAAGUGAUGGAGCUGCCAAACCGCCAUUUCCAAGACCUAGUCCAGAAUCAGCCUUUACUGAAGAAACAACCACAAAAAUUGAAAAAUACAUCCAAGAACAAUUAGGAGAUGAUGUUGAUGAGAAACAGCUCAAGUUAAUUGAAUCUGUUACUGCCAGAAAAACAGAGAUGUUGCACAAAAAGAUGAUUGGAAGUGAAUACCAGCAUAGCAUGGAAAUUACCGAUGAAGAUCUGCGAUCCAGUGGAGCUGAACUCUCACCCAUCGAACACCAAAUGGAGAGGCUCCGCCAAAUGACUGAAGAAGAUGAUACCCAACGAUAUGCCAGAGAACCUUCUGAGGCAGAUGAGAGUGAGAGCUCCAUAAUCAUUCACGAGACUGCAGAUGACGUCAUGUCAAGUGAGUAUGAUCAGGCAAACCAAAUGAUCACAAAGACAUUAGAUGCCUUGAAAACUGCAGAACUAGAGAAGGUAGAAAGGCCAAUAGACACAAUUAAAGAAGUGCCAGAAACAACUGUACUUACAGCUGUCACAGAAACAAGAGAUGUGACAGUUGCAGAAAAAACUGAUUUUGCUAAAUUGACCAAGCUAGAAGUCCAAGAGACUGCUAGACAGCUGGUUAAGGAAGUAACAGAGAAAGCCCAAGAAUCAGAAGCAGUGAGGCAGGCAUCUCUCACAGCAGCAGAACUCCGUCAAGGUUCUGGAAGUCGGGAGCACAGUCGUACACCAAGUCCAAAGCCAGGUUCCCGAAAAGGUUCUUGGAUGGAUGACGAGGAUCUGCGACGUGAGUUCCGUAGAGAUUAUGAAGACAAAAAAAAAAUGUUCAAAGAGGAAAUGACUUCUGAUAAAGAUGUUUUCGAGGAAGGGUCUGCAAAAGAAUCAAAGGAAAUGAAAGUAUCACAACAGAAGAGUAGUGACAGAGAAGUUCACAUGGAGUCAAGCAUGACAGAGAGCAUGGAAGAGUCAAGCACAGUUGAAAGUGUACGUUCUAUAGAAGGUAAAAUCAGAGCAGAGGUCAUUACAUCUGUAGUGAAGGAGGUCAAGGAAGUUGAGACUGAAAAAAAGGAAGAAGUUGUUAUGAGAAAAAAGGGUCAUGUUGAAGAGUUUAACCGAAGAUCAGGUACAGAUUUCGACGCUUGCUCUAGUUCUGGAGAAAGCCACUAUUUCACAGCAGCUGAAGGCACUUCUGAUAGCCGCACUGGAAGCAGACCAUGUUCAUCUGAUGUAGAAGCACUCAUUUCUGAGCGGACCACAGGCACCUCUGAAUAUGAUACUGCACUCACUUCACAAGAUGCUUCACAAUAUUCAUCAUAUUCAAAUUCCUCACAAGAUUAUCGUACAGCAGCCAGCUCAAUAAGUUCUAGGGAUUCAAUGAAAUCCAUUGAUUCUGAGAGUUCUGGCCAUCUUGCUAGCUUUGAACUAAGUGAAGCUUCAGAAACCUUAGUACCCUCUGCAGCUGAGUUAGAGAAAGAUAUGGAUCUUCUUGACCAAGAUGUGGCUGAUGAAGAGAUCUCUCAUUCCCACCAUACUGUCAUCCCACAACUAACAAUUCAGUCUGACACACCAAAAUCUGAGGAUGCACCAGGAUCCUUUGAAGUUGAAUCAGAUGAUGCUGAAUUUGAACAAGAUGGCAAAGAUGCUGAUAGUUAUACUACAUCUAAAAUGAAAAGAUCUAUUGAAAUGACAUUUUAUCCAGAACCCAUACCCCUAAGCACAGAUAAGAAAGGUAGUGUAACAGAAAGUGUAGCUUCAAGUUUAGAAGAGAGUACUGUUUCAGAGGUUUCAAUGGCCACUGUGGUAGAACAGGAUAAAAGCAUGCAGGGGUCUACCACCACCGACUCUAACAUGACAGCAUCAAGUGUAUCAGAGCAGAUGGUGUCAUCAGUCGGUCAGGAUUUUGAUCAUCAGGUAACUUGUACAGACAGUGGAGUUUUGACAACAGAUACAGGUGAUGGAGACAUGACCUUGCAUUCUGUUACCAUUACUGCAACAUCAGUUCCACCUUCAACAGAUGACCAGAGUACAGCUUCAAUGUGUACUCAGGUGACAUCUGAAACCCGUGCUCAAGUAGAAUUAACAGAAAGUGAGCAGUUUUUUCGCGCUAAUGGACCCACUGAAGUAGAUUAUGUGCCUGAGUACGACGAUGAGGAAGUACAAGGUGCGCGGCCAGCUGUAGCCCCUACUGUACCUGCUUUUCAAGAAGCUGCAGGAGCUAUAGCUGGCCCUUCAGAGGGCCCACAGAAAGUUGUCAUUGUUGAAGAAUGUUACGAAACCGAAGCCGAUCAAGAAUAUGGCCAAAUGAUGAGAGAGAGUGAAUACUCAGAACUGGCAGAGGCUGAGCUUCAGUAUUCUCUAGAAGAACAACCUGAAGCAGAGAUGAGUAGUAUGUUAGUGAUUGAAGAGCCAAUUGAACGGCCAAGAACACCAGAACCUGGCUUUAUACCCUCAUCCCGUCCUACUUCUAUGAUCAUCCAAUCUCCUGAAGAACCUGAAGAAUUCACUGAAGUAGAUAAAAGGUUUAGUGCUGUAUUUUCUACUACUUAUGAAGAGAGAGAUGAAGGUAGUCGUUCAUCAGUUUCAGAUAUGACGAGUAUAGGUGUACCAGACAUAACUGUCACAGAGCAUACCUUACCUAUGCCAAGUCAGUAUUGUUAUCCAGAUCUUGAACGUGAGGAGGACUUUCCCGAGUGUCGAGCACUAGCAGAAGCAGAAGACCGAGGACCGGAUAUUCCAGCUACUCCGGGAUCUCAGGAGUCUGCAUCUACUUGUGCUUCACGCAAGUCAUCCUCAACUGACUCGGAGCAAGGGAGAGAGUAUUGCUUAGAUGACAUGGCACACGGCCCAUCAUUUGGGUCUUUUGAAAUGGUGGAGGCUGACGAAAUUGAUGAUUUUUCAGAAUAUGAACGAACACUAUACAUGCAUGAAGAACGCAUGAUAGAAAUGUCACAAAUCAAGGAAGAAGAUGAAGAUGAAGUUGAAGAAGAGAGACGUCUAAGUAGCUCUCCAAUACCAAUUCCAACUCAGUUAAAGGCUGUCAAGAUCGACAAUUCUAACACACCUAGUGAAUCUCAGGCUAGUGAUGAGACAGAAGACCCAGAUGAGACUGGCGAUCCAUCCAUUGAAGAACAGAGAAGGUGGCUAGAGCUACAGUUUGAGGAGAGUGAUGCAGCCAACUAUGAAUACCAGCAAACUGGCUUCAUAGAACAUGUAUACUCUGGUCCUCUUGAGGAUAUUGAAGAAGAGAGGGAAGAUGCAGAACGGAGAGAUCUUUCACACAUCACAAAGAACUCAUCACUCUCAUCAACUCCAGAAUAUGAUGUUCUGGCUGGUAGGAAAUUUUUCACUCGCAGUGGAGAACACGAUGAUGUUUCCAUGACUUCCCUACAGGAAUUUGAAAACCUUGAACAACAAGUUGCUGUUGAAGCUAUAGCAAGGAGAGCUAGUUCAGGUUCACAGGAAUCUUUAAAUGGUAAGAGACCAGAGAGUAAGAGUGGGCAUGGUGAUGAUAUAUCUGUGGGGUCUUUUGCAUCACUCCAAGAAUUUGAACGUCUAGAAAAAGAAUGUUUAAUUGUCGAACAAAUAGAGAAGAAAGCUCAGGAAGAAGCAGCAAUGCUUUCAGAGAUAGAGGAGGGGCACGAAAGCCAAAUGUCAGAAUCUGAAAGUUGUGAGACACUCUCUGAACCUGGACGUGCUUCAGUUGAGGGUGAAGAGUAUGACCAGAGAUUGUUUGAGAUAGACGAAAUUAUACGCCAGGCACAAGAUAAUGUAGAGAAGUUUGAUAAAAGUAAGGCGGAAUACCAAGGUGUGAGACUGCAAGAUAUUGUGAGUGUAGAUGGAUCUGGUUCAGGUAGCAGCCAUGCUGAUCGCACUCCAAGUGUAGGUCGUGAAGAAGGUGAUGCAGACUCCUUAGAAGAGGCACAGCUGCCAGAAUUAGAUCUUGAUCAGACUGGUGUUACGAGUUUAGGAAGCUCGGCCAAACAGGAUACCAUGAGUAUGAGUGCAGACAGUAUUGAAGCAGCUCCCAAGCAUAAGGUACCUCGUGAAACAAGUCAGGAUUCUUUAGAAAAGGCAGACGCUCGUUCUUCUGACCCCAUGACUACUAGUGUAGAUAGUAUUGAGUUUGUGAGUCGUCAGGAUGUUAUGACUACUAGUACGGACUCCAUAGAGGCCCGGAGAAGACGUCCAGAUGCAAUGAGUGCAUCCACAGAUUCCAUUGAACCCAGCAGGCGUGAUAUCAUGGCCACCAGUAUAGAUAGUUUAGGCAGGGAUGAUUCUAGUGGUAGAGAUGCAGAUAUCAGUUCAGGAAGUGAGCAAGUGAGGCCUCUGCCCAGGGAUGGUGGAGUGAUGGAGUGCAGUCUGGAGUCCUUGGAACCCACUUCAUCCCAGGCCACACAUGCAACUUAUCAAUAUGAUACAGACUCUAUUAUGUCAGGCUCCUUCACUAGUGGAUGUUCCAACACCCUUGUUGCAUCAACAGAUGAUUUUCCUGAUAUGAUGACCUCUUCCAUGUACAUUCCAGAAGGUGAAUUGCCACCAGAAAGUGAAGAGCAGUAUAUCAGAUAUAUGCAGGCCAGUGGUGGCACAGCAACUGAAAUAGUCCAACCAACAAGUGAGGAAGGUUACUCGCAUACUGUCACACGUGUAGUUAGACUACAGCCAGAGGCAAAACAGAUAACCUUUACAGGACCUGACGCUCAAAAGAAAAUGGAAGAAUACAUGCAAAGUUUUAAUGCUGGAGAACAUACCACCCAGGAGGAAGCAGUAGAUGCUCAGGGCAAUGUCCAUAUCCGUCGUGUAACACAAAAACGUAUAGUAACAGAUCCAAAGGAAACAAAAGAACAUGGAUUUUCUGUGGCAGAUCCAAGUGUAGAGGAGCUAGAAACCCGUGAUGAGCACGGUAAUGUAACACGUAUUGUGAAACGAACUGUUGUCACCACACAUACAGUUGAAGUCGAUCUAGAUACUGGUGAACCAAUAGUGCAGCCUCCUCCUACCACUGUCUCCUCCACAGCCGCAUCCUUCUCCUCCCGUAUUCCUCGUCCAGUUACCAGUCCUCCUCUAGCCUCCCGGUCACCCCCUCCUGGUCCGCCCCCUGGGUCGCGCGGCCCCCGUGAGCCCGUCCUCCCCUCCCUGGAGCCCAACACAGUCUCAGGUGUAGGAGUCGAUGAGAUGAGCAGUGUGAUGGAGAGUUACACCAGUGAUGGUAGUGACCCCAUAACCACCACCCAUACCACCAGGAUCAUCAGGAGGACGGAAGUCGAAGACGGGGAAGUGAGGGAAGACAUGUAUGAAGAAUACUGAAGAGGAAGACAUCCGCAAGAGUUUAUUAAGGAGGGCUUUGAGAAGGAAGCAACUUAACGAGUGUGAAUUCCUCUCAGUCCUCCUUAUGCGCCCAUCUGCCUUCCUGCCUACCCUUAAAACUGCCAUCACUCCACUACCAACACUACUCCACUGUCAACGCCACGACCUGUAUUGUCUUUCCGGGUCCUCCAACAUAUCCAUAAUAAGGAUUUUAUUGUGAGGCCUUAAGUUAUCCUCACAUACAUGUCCAUUGAUCCGCUCUUCAGUCCCAGUUGUAAUAGAUGGCUUUACCCUACACAUAUAGUCCACCUAACUUACAUUUUGUUUCUGAUAUCUGGAGAACACUAUCCUCUAGUACCAAUAGGGAAUUUUUGAAGAAAAGGUCAGUGGUUCAACUGUAGUUUAUGACAUGUCGGUUGUCAGAGGAUCUAGUCAGGACCGAUAACGCUCGAGAGAAAUUAAAGAUUUUUUAAUGUUAUGAGUGAGAAAUUUUAAUGUUUGUGACCUUUUAUUGUAAUAACAUGAUCAAGUAGUGUUGUCAGCUAAAAUGUCCUUUAUUCAUUUAUGAGUUACAUCAUAUAAUUUCAUUGAAAGCCAUUUUUGAAAGAUGUCCACGAAUGAUCACACAUUUGUAAAGGUGCACACACCCUAUUUGAGCUGUCAAGGUGUUUUUAGGUUAAGUGCCGUUCUCCCUGUGACGUGGCGUGUUUCAUCCUAGUAUGACACUGAUUAAUAUUGUUAAGAAUACUUAUUGCCGAAGACAUGUCAUGUAUUAUAACUAAACCUGUAGCCACGGGACGAGACAUAGGAGGUUUCAAUAGCAGCUAUGUAAUCAUUUUACUAUUCCGGCUCUUAGAUUGGUAGAGUGUUACUAUUGUGGCUUAUGAAACAUCCAGUUAUGGGCAUGUUGAAUGUAAGAUAGCUAUAAUAUUUCCACAUAAGAUUCGUGUAACACACCCACAAAAUAUAUCUCAUUUGUAAACAACUUGUGGCGAGAUUGAUUACUGCGAGCCUGGGAUGGGGUCUAAAUAUGGCUUAAAUAGGAAAGUAAACUGUAUAGUCACCUAGCAUAAAGGUCAAAAUCGCAGCUUUCGUCAUACUUGUUACCCUCAUGGUCAUAAGUGGAUGAAAAAAAAUAUGAUAAUGCCUUAGCACCUAUUCCUAGAUACUCUCUGGCCAUCAGUUGUUAUUAUCUUUCAUUCUUUUGAGUUGGUCUUGACUUAGGCUGGACCAAGUGACAGGGAAGAGGUCUACCCUAUGUUAGUAUUUGAAAGGCCUGUUCCCAGUCCUCCGGGUUUAAUUCAAGACUUGGUAGCUCCGAAUAUUGUGGUCACUUAUCAAGUUUUCAAUAAAUGCUUAAUGUGA